UCCUCCUUACCCUGUACGGAGGGAGCCGAACUCAACAGCACACACCGCACUAAGAAAUACCGUUGCUGCGACCUUGUAGACGAACUAGCUGACAAAUGGAAUGCGAUGAGCGAUGCCGAGAAGACACAGGCUACGAAGGAGUACACGACGGGCUUGCAGGAGGCACGGGACACUGAGCGGUUUGCCCAGCGCAACACUAAGCUCGGUGCCCAUCACGACGCCCAAGACAAGAUUGCUACGGCGAAGGUAUUGCUCUCCGAGGCGGCCGACAGAACGGGUGUCCAGAGCCUCGUCAUCAACGUCCGAGGAUCGCCGGAGGACUGGACAAAGCCACAUGUCUUCUUCACGCAUGAGGGCAUCUCCCUCUUCUUCGACAUCUUCAUGCGAUGUCCCCUCACACUGCUCGUCACGCGGCUUGAAGCUUACUUGGUUUGUGGGGCAGCCGAUGUUGUCCAGAAUCACAAGCAGCGACUCCUCCAUGCGAAGAAGGAGCUAGCAAGAUUAGUACUCGAGAAGCUCAAUGCCACUCUGAAGAAGAAGAAGAACCCCGUGCUACAGAUGAACUACGUCAAUAUCGACGAUGCUAUCACACGAAAGCAUCACGUCCUCAUCCGCGGAUACCCGUCGGGCGUGUCGUUCUGCGCGCCAAGCAAGCUCGGGAGCAUGCUCGAAGUCGAGCUUGUCACGGCUGCAUGGUCUUCGGGUACGACACAUUGGCACCGCUUGGAGGGCGAGGAAUGGGUGAAGUGGCUGAAGGACCAUCCGGAGUUGGAUGAAGCUGGGGCCGAGGUUGAUGAUGACGACGACGACGGAGAGCCUGACGUGCCCUUGGCUGUAGCCUUGGCGGCGCGCGUGGAUAGCGGUGUGUCCUCCUCCCAGAGUCCUGUCUCCCCCACAACACCCUCCGUCCCCGCUGUCGCUGCCACGAUUCCCGAUGUCACACCCGUGGCCCUCGACAAUGCCCAGGCAGCCACGAACGUCGCAUCAGCCUCCCUCGUCGCGCCGGUCUCUGCCAACAUCACACCGGCCUCUGCCAACGUUGCGCCGGCCUCUGCCAACGUUGCGCCGGCCUCUGUCGACAUCGUGCCGGCCUCCAUCAACAUCGCCGGGGCCUCUGGUUACAUCACGCCGGCCUCUGGUAAGAUCGAACCGGCCGCUGUUGUGCCGCCUCAUGGUGCCAAUCGCUCGGGUUCUACCCCCGCCGACAUACCCUCCUCCUCUGCCUCCCUCGUCAAUAGUGCCGCCGCCGCCGCCGCCAUCGGCCCCUUGUCUCUCCCCCCUACUACCUCUACCCCUGCCGACGUCCCCUCCGGUACUGCUGCUCCGACAACUGCCAAUCCCCGUCCUGCUGAUGUCGUGAACACCACGACUCCGGGCCCUGUCGAUGUCACCGUCGCCUCCCGAACCGCUGACACCGUUUCGGGUGAGCACCCUACUAUCCUCAUCGACUCAAGCGUGGCGAACGUUCCUGUCGCGGCACCCGCUGGCAAGCCCAAGAGACGUCGAGCAGCUGCCGCCACGAAGGCAACCAAACGCCAGAAGACGGACGGCGGCAACUUCAUCAUGUGUGGCCCUGACGGUAAGCGUGUGGGACAAGCUUCGAAGCCUCGUGGUCGUGGGGGUUAG
Rhodofomes roseus is the source of this 1626-nucleotide messenger RNA. RefSeq lists its product as uncharacterized. The record is from RefSeq and is a predicted model, not a curated record. The transcript is spliced from 3 exons. NCBI's taxonomy places the organism in Eukaryota, Fungi, Basidiomycota, Agaricomycetes, Polyporales, Fomitopsidaceae. The annotation marks the transcript as partial.